GAUAACUGUCAUUUACGCGCUCAUUUUUCCCAUUUUCAUUUGUUUAUAUUUCAUUUCUGUGGGAUAUCUUAUUCUUAUUUUUUCAUUUUUUUAAAUAAAAAGUUGGAUAUUUAAAUAUAAAAAAUGUCCAUUCAAUUGAAAUUAGAUCAGACUGUCUUUGAUCAGCUUAAAGAGGAACAAAUAAAUUUACAAUUCAUUCCAGCAAGUAUUGAAAAUACAACGAAAGCUAAUGUUGAUCAGUUUUUCAACAUCUAUACUACUACUGUUGAUGGAUUUCUAAAAAAUUCAUUGCGUGGCUUUCCAUUAAAUGGAUGUAAAUUUCAAGUGCCUGAUUCGCACUGUGGUAUAAUUUUCCAGGAAAGUGAGAAACCACUCGACGAAAAUACCGAUCGUACAUUUCGAGCAUUCGGUAUUUUCAAUGAUUUCGCAUAUUGGAACUAUGAUAAACAACCAUCGGAUAACGAUAAAUUGAAACAAUGCUUCGUUUGGAAUGAUUUUGCCAAAGUGUUGCACACUCCAAUUACGCCAGAGGAAUGGGAGGCCAAAAUAAAUUAAAUUAUGUACGAAACAAGCGUUUAAAGAAAAAAAAUCAAUAAUAAUCAAAGAAUUUGAAAACUA
This is a messenger RNA of Contarinia nasturtii (swede midge), 618 nucleotides long. RefSeq lists its product as uncharacterized. The record is from RefSeq and is a predicted model, not a curated record. Gene Ontology annotation, cellular component: ribonuclease H2 complex. The transcript has 3 exons. Gene Ontology annotation, biological process: RNA catabolic process. Bases 124 to 555 code for a protein of 143 amino acids. Lineage: Eukaryota; Metazoa; Arthropoda; Insecta; Diptera; Cecidomyiidae.